UUUAACCGGAAGUUGGCCUGCGAGUGCUUUUACUUUGACAGUGUGAUGACGCGCAGGAACAGCGGACUGAAAGCUGUUCACAGGAUCCACAGUUUGGCUUAAAAUGAGCUCUAUCGGGACCGGGUAUGACCUGUCGGCCUCCACCUUCUCUCCGGACGGCCGAGUGUUUCAGGUGGAAUAUGCCAUGAAGGCAGUAGAGAACAGCAGCACGGCCAUCGGUAUCCGCUGUAAAGAUGGUGUUGUAUUUGGAGUGGAGAAGCUCGUUUUGUCCAAACUGUAUGAGGGGGGCUCCAACAAACGCAUCUUUAACAUUGACAGACACGUCGGCAUGGCUGUAGCUGGCCUGUUGGCUGAUGCUCGCUCGCUUGCUGAAGUUGCCAGAGAAGAAGCCUCCAACUUCAGAUCAAACUAUGGACAUGACGUUCCCCUGAAGCACCUGUCAGACAGAGUGGCCAUGUACGUCCAUGCCUACACGCUAUACAGUGCUGUGAGGCCGUUUGGCUGCAGUUUCAUCCUAGGCUCAUACGACAAAGACGACGGCCCUCAGCUCUACAUGGUCGACCCAUCAGGCAUCUCAUACGGCUACUGGGGCUGUGCCAUUGGAAAAGCAAAACAAGCUGCCAAGACAGAGAUUGAAAAACUGCAGAUGAAGGAGAUGACAUGCAGAGAACUGGUCAAAGAAGUCGCCAAAAUAAUCUACAUCGUUCACGACGAGGUUAAGGACAAAGCGUUCGAGCUGGAGCUCAGCUGGGUCGGAGAAGUCACAAAGGGACGGCACGAGCUGGUGCCUAAAGACAUCCGAGAGGAAGCAGAGAAAUAUGCCAAGGACUCUCUGGAGGAGGACGACGACUCUGAUGAAGAAAACAUGUGAACCUAACACAUGUCUCCUUAGCGUCUCCUGCUCUGCUCACACGCUUUCUCUUUUUUUAUGUUUAUACUUCAUGGACAUUCGUGUCGGUUACCUUGUUUUCUGUUGGAUGAAUUUAAGGUUUAAAUAAAAAUUUGAAUCAAA
Monopterus albus (swamp eel) is the source of this 1012-nucleotide messenger RNA. It is a transcript of the gene psma3, whose product is annotated as proteasome 20S subunit alpha 3. The coding region runs from base 104 to 871 and encodes 255 amino acids. The transcript is spliced from 11 exons. Gene Ontology annotation, biological process: ubiquitin-dependent protein catabolic process. The record is from RefSeq and is a predicted model, not a curated record. Gene Ontology annotation, cellular component: proteasome core complex, alpha-subunit complex; proteasome core complex. Lineage: Eukaryota; Metazoa; Chordata; Actinopteri; Synbranchiformes; Synbranchidae.